Molecule: messenger RNA, 363 nt
Organism: Ostertagia ostertagi
Lineage: Eukaryota; Metazoa; Nematoda; Chromadorea; Rhabditida; Trichostrongylidae
Source: the annotation of a GenBank genome assembly
GACUCGAGAACGAACAACCUUGUGCAGGAAACGUCGUUCGUACAACCCACACCGCAAGUGCCGUUCGUACAACCGCGACCACAAACUCCUUCUGUACAGCAGCAACCACAAGCACCAUUUGAUCAACGACAACUGCAGACUUCAUUCAACCAACGGCAACCGCAAACCUCCUUCGAACAGCCGCAAACACAAACUGUGUUCAGUCAGCGACAACCGCAAACGCCUUUCACACCUGAGCCAACUGCGUUCACCCAGGCACGUUCCGAUUGGAAAGCAAUUAAAAAGAACAAAACUUGUACGCAUCUUGAAAUUGUGGCGGCCGAACCGUCGACGACUCGCAUGAAAACAAUCAUACCUCUCACA